AUGAAGACUUUCUCUCUCUCGUUACUACUGCCAGCCCUCCACCUCGCCUCAGGCGUAUUCGCUGCUUUUGAUUUAUCCCAAAUUGUGACGAACACAAACUGUGUUGGGGCGACCCUGCUUACCAACACGACGUUCGUCGUCGCAAAUAACAAAACAGUGUUUCUAUCGACUGUGCAAUGUUCCUCCUUCUCCGCCGCUGGAAGUGGUGGGGGCUCAUUGGCUUUCAAGUCCACCUCGAAGGACCUGAUUAUCGGCGGCGGCGGCAUCAUAAUUCAAGCAAGUAUAUGGAACAUAUGGCCUUUGUGCAUUUUGUUCAAUACCUGUAACCCCCCCAAACCACCUAAACCUACUACCUCGAAGACAACGGCAAAACCUACUUCUACAUUCCAUUCAGAGUCGGUCUCGUCGGCAACGCCAUCGUCCACCCCUGCCGAGCCGACGCCGACGCCAUCACCGCCGCCCUCCGGUCCCAUACAUGUGUGUGGCGCUCCUUGCGCAACCUCAUGUGACAACAACGCGGGUGUUCUCCCGCCCGUAGAUGAAGAUUGCGAAACAAUUGAUGAUGCAAUCAAAAUAUUCGCUGGCGAGUCUCCGCAGUCAUUUGUAGUCGCCCCUCAACACGUCGAGACUCUCACCUCUGGGACUUGCGCCUAUUUCUUUAUCAACUUUAAUCCCGUUCCGGCCUCUGCAGGAGAUGGUACAGCUACGGGGGGCAACGAAGGUGAUAUAGAAGCUUGUUGGAGCGACUUGUCCACCGAUUCCCUCGCGGUCCGCACAUCAUGCUUCCCACCCGCACAGCCAUUCACUUCCGGAGGCCUUUGUACAUCUAGUGAUAAAUCGUGGGCUGUCGGGGCUGCGCACUCCUAA
This is a messenger RNA of Pleurotus ostreatus (oyster mushroom), 867 nucleotides long. RefSeq lists its product as uncharacterized. NCBI's taxonomy places the organism in Eukaryota, Fungi, Basidiomycota, Agaricomycetes, Agaricales, Pleurotaceae. The record is from RefSeq and is a predicted model, not a curated record. The transcript has 7 exons. Bases 1 to 867 code for a protein of 288 amino acids.